UUUUUAAAAAAUAUUUUUGUUUAUUCAAAAUUAAUUGUCAACACUGCAAGAUUUAGCAUUCUGCAAGGAUAUCCUGUCCGUCUUUGAACCUGCCCAUCUCUAGACCACAUUUCUCGAACGUGGUCACGCAACUCGUUUUUCCCAUUUGCGAAUUAAAAUUAGGAAUUAAAUUAAAAACCACUAAAUUACAAAAUUUACAUUUUUUGUUUUACCAUUGUAGGGAGACGAACGUACAAGAGCUUCAAUUUACCGGCUGCGCUGCACCUGGGCUGACGUUUUCACAAAAUCUAAACUUUACAUGAUCGACACAAAAAUUCAUUCUGUGGAUAGGGCUUGGCCUAUAAUGAAUCCAGAUUUGAAAAUUGAAGUGUCAUCACAACAACAACAACAACAAACAUCAGGGCAACAACAAGGAGGGGGACAUGUAGUACAUGUUAACCCUAAAUUUCUCAAUGGAAAGCAGCCAACAGGUGUUAAACAAGAAAAUAAACAACAAGACAAACAACCAGAAAAAAUACAAGAAAAAAAGAAAAUACAGCCCGACAUUAAUGCUAACAAAACAGUUACUAAUCAAAUUGUAAAAACCGAAGAGGUUGAUCCUGACAAAAAUGUUCGUCAACGCAAAAUUCCUAAAAAGGCGAAAGAAAACAAUACAAAUACAACAAAUAAGACGACAACCACAACUAGUACAAAAACAAUUAAAGAGAGUGGGGUUGUAAAAUCCAAAGAGAGCACUAAUGUUAAGAAACCGGAGUCACUCCUCUCGUUGAAACUUGAAUGUCCACCUCAACAACCUUCACAACAACAAUCAUCGCAACAUAAAGGAGGAGGGCCUCCAACCAAGCGCCCUAGAACAACCACAACUGCUCAACAUAUCAGCAGUAAUGUUAGUAAUAAAUCAACUCAACGGUCUGUCAAGCCUCAACAACCUCGAGUUUCUAAACAAAAUGUUCCUGAGCCUUCCAGGGCUCUGGGCGCACAUGCAUUUAACGUGGUUAUGACUUCUCAACCCCAACCUACACCUUCAUUACAACCACAAAUUCCACCACAACAAUUAGUACAACAACCGCUUCAACAACCCCAACCAACACAACAACAACCCCAAAUAAUUCCACCACCCCAACUUCAACACCAACAACAAUUUCCUCCACCACAAAUACCAACAUCUUCUAUUACUGACCAACAACCACAAUUAUUAAUGAUUCCACAAGUUUCCACUGCCCCUCCAACAAAUUUGCAACAACCGCCACCGUUUAUCAAGGAAAUUCCUCCACCUCAAAUAACAACAAUGACUGGAAUUCCUCAACAUAACUUUCCUCCUCCUAUUCCAAAUAUUCAACAUAACAUCCAAAAUGUUACCCCGCGUUUACCUGGUGUUCCGGAAAACAAUCGUAUUUUUGUUGAUGGAAAGGCUUAUGAGGUAUUUUAUCUCGACCAAAUAGCAGUCAUUGAACGGAAUGGUCUUCCACACCGUGUCUCAUUUGCUGGUCCAGCUCGUAAUGUAAUAAUUGAUAAAACAGCAUAUUGUAUGUCUUUUGGAGAGCCAAUACAAGUUUCAAUUGAUGACCAACUUCAUAUUUUACGUUUUGGCGGUCCUUCACGUGAACUUUAUAUGGGUAACUUUCCCUUCAAAGGGGCAUUUGGUGGUCCACCAAUUAAUGCAACUAUUAACGGAAGGAGGCAUGAAAUUCGUCUUUGUGGCCCUCCUCCAGAAGUUAGAAUUGACCCAGAACCGAGUUAUGAAUUAAUGAGAUAUAUGCCUGCAAUUAGACAACAACAAAUAAUACCUCAACAAAAGCAAAUACCCCAACAACCCAAAGUGGAAGCAAAGAAAGAUCCAGUACUCGAUGUUACCAGUUUACUCCAACGAUUAAAAAAUUCGGGUAUUCUCUCCCAACUUAAUCAAGUUGAACGAAAAAAUCAUGAAAGACAAGCGGCUAUCGAAGCAAGAAAUACAACUUUGGGUCGUUCAAAUUCUCCUCCAGUGCCUUGUGCCCAUCGUUUUGAACAUUUGGAAAGGAGAGCGAUGCCGAUGGCUGGCUUUGAUUUGUUUAGUAUGCGUUCUUUGAUCAUUCGUUAUGAUUCAGUUAUUGACUCAAUUCACAAACAACGUCAUUGCUGCCAAGAUUGUGGUAUUGGAUUUAAAGACCUUUAUGGUAAAGCAUAUGCAGACCACAUGGAUAAGCAUAUAGAAAUGAAGAGUGCUAAAUCUAAGCCAAGAUCACAAACAUGGUUUAUGUUGGCUGCUUGGUUCAAAUAUUCUGAAUAUGACGAAGUCAACACAAUUAAUGUUGCAAAAGGCGAUAAAUCCCAACAAAGACAAUCUUCUCCUGGUGGAACUAAUGAUUUAAACAGUAAAGAUGCAACAUCCUCAUCCCAAGGUGGCCAACAAUCCACAAAUGAUAAUGCGGGUGGAGUUGAUGCUGACUCUGUUGAAAAUAAAGAAUGUUGUGUAUGUCAUGAACGAUUUGAAGAGUAUUGGGUAGAUGAUGAGGAUGUGUGGAGGCUUCGCGAUUCUGUUGUUGUUGAUGGAAAGGCUUUUCACACGUAUUGCAGAGACGAUGCAGCAGCAAUGUCAUCAUCAUUUGCAACAAUUAAUGAUGACAAAUGA
This is a messenger RNA of Meloidogyne enterolobii, 2611 nucleotides long. Lineage: Eukaryota; Metazoa; Nematoda; Chromadorea; Rhabditida; Meloidogynidae. The record is from the annotation of a GenBank genome assembly.